AUGAAAGCUACUCAAAAGUGUUCUAGGGCCCUAGUCGUUACAAUGAGUGACGACGAUCUCGACGACAACACCGUAGGGCAGUUACCAUCUUCUUCAGCAGCGCACGCAUACUAUGAUGGAGAGGUCGUUGAUGUGGAACUGUCAAUUGCUGGCCUGUUAUCCUCACUACAUCUGGAAGAAGUGCGGCAUCGACGAACAAGCGAUGAGGACGAUGACUUACUUCGAAUUACGCAUCAACGAAUCCACGCUGUGAUAAUGCAAGACCAAGACGAUGCAAGAAGGCGGCGUUUGCGAAGGGCAUUGCCACCGUCGAACUGCGUGCGCGAACAGAUAUUCUACUUGCGUCGACUUCCUCAUAACUCGGUGCCAGCACCAUCGUAUUACCCAAGAUUGUUCAGUGCCCUUGACUGUAUCGUUAAGGAAUCGUUUGAUGAAGAAUAUCGAAAAGUAGCUAUUAUUUUGGGUCUUGUUGAAAGUUUGGCCGAGCUGCUGGUUCUGGAGCUGACAGUGUUCGAUUUUCCAACUCGAAACGAGCAUCGUUCGCUCCGGAAACUGAUUGCCAAUGCCCUCACCAAUCUGACAUAUGGCCAUGCGGCGAGCAAGCGCCGUCUCUGUUUCUAUUCUGGUUUCAUCCCGACAGUCGUGAGAAUUCUGAACGAAGCAAGGAAUCUUGCGCAGCUAUCGUAUGCUAUUCAAGGUUAUGCGCUAAAGGCGUUCCUUUCCUUGUCGUCGCCAUCGUUUGCUAAU
This is a messenger RNA of Ostertagia ostertagi, 747 nucleotides long. The record is from the annotation of a GenBank genome assembly. Lineage: Eukaryota; Metazoa; Nematoda; Chromadorea; Rhabditida; Trichostrongylidae.